ACCGGUUAUAAAGUCCACGCAGACCGCGGAAGUCAGAGUCUCCGCAGAUCCGAGAUGGGGGCGAUGGCGCCGCGCACGCUGCUCCUGCUGCUGGCGGCCGCCCUGGCCCCGACCCUGACCGGCGCGGGCUCGCACUCGCUGCUGUAUUUCGAGACCGCUGUGUCCCGGCCCGACCUCGGGGAGCCCCGGUUCAUCUCCGUCGGCUACGUGGACGACAAGCAGUUCGUGCGCUACGACAGCGACGCGGAGACUCCGAGGAUGGAGUCCCGGGCGCCGUGGAUCGAGAAGGAGGGGCCGGAGUAUUGGGAGGAGGAGACACGGGGCGCCAAGAACAACGAGCAGAUUUACCGAGUUGACCUGAGGACCCUGCUCCGCUACUACAACCAGAGCGAGGGCGGCUCUCACACCAUCCAGCGGAUGUCCGGCUGUGAGGUGGGAUCGGACGGCCGCCUCCUCCGCGGGUUUGAACAGCACGCCUACGACGGCCACGAUUACAUCGCCCUGAACGACGACCUGAAGACGUGGACGGCGGCGGACACGGCGGCGCAGAUCACCAAGCGCAAGUGGGAGCAGGCUGGUGAUGCAGAGAGAUACAAGGCCUACAUGGAGGGCGAGUGCGUGCAGUACCUGCGCAGAUACCUGGAGAACGGGAAGGCCGUGCUGCUGCGCACAGAUCCCCCAAAGGCACAUGUGACCCAUCAUCCUGGACCUAAAAGUGAUGUCACCCUGAGGUGCUGGGCCAUGGGUUUCUACCCUGCUGACAUCACCCUGAGCUGGCAAAGGGAGAAGGAGGAACAGACUCAGGACAUGGAGCUGGUGGAGACCAGACCUUCUGGGAAUGGAACCUUCCAAAAGUGGGCAUCUCUGGUGGUGCCUUCUGGGGAGGAGCACAAAUACACAUGCCAUGUGUACCAUGAGGGGCUGCCUGAGCCCCUCACCCUGAGAUGGGAGCCUUCUCAGUCCAUGGUCCUCAACAUGCCAGUCAUUGCUGGUCUGGUUCUCCUUGGAGUUGUGAUCAUUGGAGCUGUGAUCUUUGGAGCUGUGGUGAUUAAGAGGAGGAGAAACACAGGUGGAAAAGGAGGCAACUAUGCUCCAGCGUCAGACAGGGACAGUGACCAGAGCUCUGAUGUGUCUCUCCCAGACUGUAAAGUGUGAAGACAGCUGCCUGGUGUGGAUGGAGUGACAGACAGUGUGUUCAGGUCUCUCCUGUGACAUCCAGAGCCCCUCAGUUCACCCUCAGCAAUAGUGUCUGAUGGUCCCUGUGAUCCUAUGGGUUCAAUGUGAAGAACUGGGAGCCCAGCCCACCCCUGCACACUAGGACCCUGUCCCUGCACUGCCCUUUUCCCUUCCACAGCCAACCUUCCUGUUCCUGCAGACAGGAGGGGACAUCUCCAUCCUGUCUCCUCCAUGCUGCCCUGAGCUGCAACCCUGAUUUCUCCAAAUAAGAAAAUAAGAAUCUGAAUGUGAACUUUAUUGUUCAUGUCCUUGAUCUUAAAGGUUGACUGGUGGUAAAAUAAAGGAUUAAGAUAGAGUUUAUGGAGGAAAUAAAUGGCAACACGGAGAACCUCCCAGAAUCUGUGUUCACUAUGC
Messenger RNA from Chionomys nivalis (European snow vole), 1590 nucleotides. Its product is annotated as H-2 class I histocompatibility antigen, Q10 alpha chain-like. The record is from RefSeq and is a predicted model, not a curated record. Bases 55 to 1155 code for a protein of 366 amino acids. The transcript is spliced from 8 exons. Gene Ontology annotation, biological process: immune response; antigen processing and presentation of endogenous peptide antigen via MHC class Ib; antigen processing and presentation of endogenous peptide antigen via MHC class I via ER pathway, TAP-independent. Gene Ontology annotation, cellular component: external side of plasma membrane. Lineage: Eukaryota; Metazoa; Chordata; Mammalia; Rodentia; Cricetidae. Gene Ontology annotation, molecular function: peptide antigen binding; signaling receptor binding.